AUGUUGUGUAAGCAUUUAGUGACAUCGAUGCUGGCCACAACGGACCCGUAUAAUGACACGGAACUUGUUGAGAUCUCAUGGAAAGAUUUCGAAUUCGAUUGGACCACUGGUCAGUUGUGUAUGCAAACAGACGUGGACACGUUCGUGAGAACGGCUUCGAAAUACGACGACAGUCGCGUGCUGCAUCUGCCCGGUUUCAAGUUCAGCGUUCUCAUGAACUGGGCUUGCAUCGGUGACCCGUACGAUCAUCACAGUGCACAACCGUGUGCUCCUGAUAAACUGCCCGAUUACGCUUCGACGAAUCAUGAACACGACUCUUAUCGAGCGUUUCGUUCAACGCAUUUGGAUUUGAUUCUGAAUAUUGAGGUGAAACCGCAGAGUGAGUUGGCAUCGGACAGCCAGUAUCCGCAAAUACUUCUCUAUGCGAAUACUUUCAGAUGGCUCGAGUUUUUGAAGGUUUCUGACGAUUCAUUGUUUCACGUUGACUUUUCCUCGUGGGUUUGA
Anisakis simplex (herring worm) is the source of this 504-nucleotide messenger RNA. The record is from the annotation of a GenBank genome assembly. NCBI's taxonomy places the organism in Eukaryota, Metazoa, Nematoda, Chromadorea, Rhabditida, Anisakidae.